CUAAGUCAACUAGCUUGUUGUGUUGUGUUGUGUUGUGUUGUGUUAGAACUUGAACACAUUUGUUUGUUCGUCCUCAUCGUCAUUCAUAGAGAAUCUGUCUCGAUGCCUAGAUCAAGAAGUCGCGUCCUGAUUCUCUUAUUGCCUCUAGCCUUUGUGUUCUACCUGUACAGGUACCUGCCUUCUCCAGCUAUUGUCGACCAAUCAUCAUACAGCUCCAUCUACCACAUCUCCGUUAAGGACAUUGAUGGGAAUGAUGUGAGUUUAAGCAAGUUCACAGGAAAGGUGCUUCUUAUUGUCAAUGUAGCCUCUAAGUGUGGUCUAACACAGGGAAACUACAAAGAGUUGAACAUUUUGUAUGCCAAGUACAAAACUAAGGGGCUUGAGAUCUUAGCGUUUCCCUGCAACCAAUUUGGAAGUCAAGAGCCAGGUAGCAACAAGGAGAUUAAGGAUAACAUUUGCACAACCUUCAAAGGAGAGUUUCCCAUCUUUGACAAGAUUGAAGUGAAUGGUGAGAAUGCUUCACCUCUAUACAAGUUCUUGAAAGAACAGAAAGGUGGAUUGUUUGGGGAUUCUAUCAAGUGGAACUUCGCAAAAUUUCUGGUAGACAAACAAGGAAAUGUUGUGGAUCGAUUUGCUCCUACAACAUCACCUCUUGAGAUUGAGAAGGACAUAGAGAAGCUAUUGGCAUCUACGUGAACAUAAAAAAUUCAAGGACAGGAGAUCAGAAGCAUGGAGCAUGUCCGCGUUUGAGACUGGAGAGUUACUUUUAUAUACUGAUUCUCUUUAGAUGUAUGCUUGUUUUGUGUCAAUGAAUGUUCUUCAUCAAAAGAAUAGAACUUUAUUUAUGUUCUCUUUUACAAGAAUGCAUUACAACAAAUUUCAUUACCAAAAUCUUUUUGUACAUA
Raphanus sativus (radish) is the source of this 905-nucleotide messenger RNA. RefSeq names its product probable glutathione peroxidase 3, mitochondrial. The transcript has 7 exons. The record is from RefSeq and is a predicted model, not a curated record. Gene Ontology annotation, biological process: response to oxidative stress. Gene Ontology annotation, cellular component: cytosol. Lineage: Eukaryota; Viridiplantae; Streptophyta; Magnoliopsida; Brassicales; Brassicaceae. The coding region runs from base 103 to 696 and encodes 197 amino acids. Gene Ontology annotation, molecular function: glutathione peroxidase activity.